Thyridium curvatum is the source of this 1389-nucleotide messenger RNA. RefSeq lists its product as uncharacterized. The record is from RefSeq and is a predicted model, not a curated record. Lineage: Eukaryota; Fungi; Ascomycota; Sordariomycetes; Thyridiales; Thyridiaceae. Gene Ontology annotation, molecular function: oxidoreductase activity. The transcript has 4 exons. Gene Ontology annotation, cellular component: cytoplasm. The coding region runs from base 1 to 1389 and encodes 462 amino acids.
AUGCCCCGUUCCCCGCUUCCUGUCCAGGACGCCACGGCUUCCUUUUGGAGGUCGGCCCCGCACCCACUGGACAACCACCGCUCUACUCCUGAGCUUCCCACCACAGCAGACAUCGUGGUUAUCGGGGCUGGGUAUGCCGGUGUCGCCACGGUCUAUCACAUUCUUGACCACUGCAAAACCCGUGGUGUCUCGCCGCCCAAAAUCGUCAUUCUCGAAGCUCGACAAGCAUGCUCCGGGGCUACUGGACGCAAUGGCGGGCAUCUCAAACCAGAUCCCUACAAUCGACCCGGGAGUCUUGCCUCUACCUACGGCAUCCAGGAAGUCGCCAAGUACGCGGAAUUCGAGGCAAAGAAUCUUACCGCCGUGAAGAAGGUCAUUGAACAAGAGGGCAUUGAUUGCGACUUCGUCUACACCCGGGCCGUCGAUGCAUUGAUGUCUGAGGCCAUCAGUGACCGGAUAAAAGCUGGAGUCGACCUGCUUAAGAAGAACAAUGUUUCGGUGAUGGACGAUGUAUACUUUGCCCAAGGCGCCGAGGCGGAACGAUUGUCAGGCGUGAAGGGGGCCAAGGCCUGCUUUUCCUACACUGCCGCCCACAUGUGGCCGUACAAGCUCAUUCUCGCCCUGCUUUCCAAGGCCGUCGACGCCGGUGUGAACCUGCAGACGCACACGCCUGUCACAGCAGCCGCCGUGACACCCGAUGAGGACGGCUAUCUGGCACUUACAACUCCUCGGGGGGUGAUCCGCGCAAAGAAGAUCGUGUACGCGACCAACGGCUACACGUCAUCGAUACUGCCCGAGUUCGCCGACAAGAUCGUACCCGUGCGGGGCAUCUGCAGCCAUAUCAAGCCCGGAAAGGCUGACGCUCCUCUGCUGCGCAACUCAUACUUGAUCCGCUGGUCAGACACCGAGUACGAGUACUUGGUGCCGAGACUUGACGGCAGCAUCAUUGUCGGAGGCGCGCGCUCUGUGUACUACCAUGACCUGCAGAGCUGGUACGACAAUGUCAACGACGACAAGCUGAUCGAUUUGGCGAAGACUCACUUCGAUGGAUAUAUGCAGCGCGUGUUCCACGGGUGGGAAGACAGCGGCGCGUACACGUCCAAGGUGUGGACUGGAAUCAUGGGCUACUCAUCUGACGGACUACCUCAUAUCGGUGUCGUUCCAGGAAGGCAAAAUCAAUUCAUGCUUGCCGGCUUCAACGGACACGGGAUGCCGCAGAUCUUCUUGUCCGCGAAAGGCGUGGCAUCGAUGAUUUUGGACCAGCUGAGCUUCCAAGACACGGGUAUCCCAAAGAUAUACGAGGCCACCCAGGCGAGGUUGGACAAUCCCAGGAAUUCGAUACUGGAGAGCUGGAAAGAUGCCCAGAGGAGGCAAGGAGCAAAGCUAUAG